ACUUACUUUUAUAUUGCAGUUGUUCGUUUGUCACAUUUGUCACGUUGUGGAAGGAAGUGUGUCCGGGAAUAAGUGGGUGCCGAAGGUUUCUGUGUGCCUUGGAGAAUUUUGAAAUGAUGGGACGUGCAGUAAUGCUGAGGUUGUGCUGAUCUGUACUUAGAGUGCCCACGUGAACAUUGAAGAGGGCUAGGUUGAGAUUGUGUUGUAGAACCUGAAUGCUCCACUGGAUAUCGAUAUGUUCAACCUUCUCUCUUCCGCGCUGCAAAGUGCGGUUGAAACGGUCGCACCUUCUGCUCCUGUCACUGAAGAUCUGAAGUACCACUGGAGGAAAAUAACUCACUUCUACGCCACACAUACCGCAUCUAAUUUUACUGAUCGCGUUGAAACAACGACUGUACCCACGCAUCUCAGAGAGAUACUCCUUCUACUAGUCGAAGAGCAUGCUGAAAUCUUAAUCCAAGGUGGAGGAAAAGAAGAAACUGGGAGUCAGACGGAACCUGGACCAUGCAUGGAAACGGUGUUGGAAAAUAGAAUGUUCGGGAAACUCGCGCAACGAGCCCGUGACGAUUGGCCAUCAGGUUUCAAGUGUCACGUGUUGAAAUUUUUCAUCGAGGUGUUGGAUAUUGGGAUACCUGCAUCACUAUUGCCUCACAAAGCCAUCUUCGGUCCGCUUAUGGAAACUAUUCAAGUUUGCGGCGAAACAAAUGCUUCCCCGUAUGAGAAAGAAGAGCUAGAGUUUUUGAAGGCCAUGUCUUUGAAGUUGAAACGAUUUUCGGACUUGGCUCCCUGCUUCUUGAUUCCGUUGAAUGCUGACUCCGAAAAUCCGCAGGAGGAAUCGAAAGUCGUUGAUCCCGAAAAUGCCUACUUUCCGAUAGUUCGUUCGUUUCUCUGUCUCAUGCUCAGUGCCGACUAUUGGGUUUCUUUGGAAGCCUCUCACGCAUUGCUCGAGUUCGCGUCCUGUUUGGAUGAUUGGCUGUGUCCAGCUCUUGUCGCCCCGGUUCAUGUUACAUUCCCAGAACAACGGAAAUGUUGCACGUCGUUGCCUGAAUUUCUGAUAGAACGUAUGGUUGAAAGUUUCGUCGCAUUGCCCAAAAAUCUGGAUCCGGAUAAACUGGAAGAAUCCAAUUGGAGAGACUUGAAAGAAGCUCCCGACAAUGAAGAUGUUCCGGUUUCUGACGAACCCAUGGAAUCUCCGAGUCACGUAUUGGAACCCACGAGUCGAAAAGUGCUUUCGUAUUUGUCUCGACUGGACUUGGCUGAUGUCUUCGCAGCUUCCACUCCUUCCUUGGCAGCGAAGCAAAUUGGAUCGUCUUCCACUCCUUCCUUGGCAGCGAAGCAAAUUGGAUCGUGUUUUGGCGUAACGUUUUUGCGGGAUGCUAUUGAACGGCGUUUGUUUGAUCCUGAUCCAGCAGUUGCUUUACUGGCAACCUCGCAUUUGACAAAGGUUGUGCAGCAGGUAUCUUCUGGAGUUCUGUUGAAAGAAAUUUCCGAUUGGCUGCUUGGCGCGAACAGACUGCCUGAAAUACGUGGAAAACCGUGUCAUUUAUUGAAAGCUCUCCUGCUCGAACGUUGUCGUCAGAGCGAAGAUAUCGCCCUUGCGCUUGAGACGUUGAGACUUUUCGAAGUGUUGCUACAGAAGCCGUGCGAGGACAUAAUUUUCAAUCUCGUCCUCGCCAAUUUGGUCGACAGACGUUACGUUAAUGUGGAUAAGCUCAUGAAUCAGUGUUCGUCUUGGAGUGACGAAGAAGAGGAGAGAGAGAAGAAACGAGCGGAAAACGGCGCCUUUUCGCCGAAUUCCACUCCACGAAGCAGAACAUUGGCUCCAACACAAAUUCAAAGGAUUGUGAACGAAUUUCUCGACAUGGUGCCCGAUUGUCUUCGUUCAUCUGGCGAAGAUGACGCCGGUCCUGCUGGUGCAACUUACGAACAAUACCUCGCUGAUGCACAUCGACAAACAAGGAAUGCCUUGUCCCAGUGUCGCAGUUUUGCAUGGCCAAGAGAAGCAACGAGUAAUGAAGAAGACUUGAAAACGACUGUUCGAGAACACGACGAAAACUCGAGUUCCGACUCACGUCCGGAAUCUGAUCGUACCUUAUCCGGCGCAGCGGUUGACAAGUCGUCGUUCUACGAAGGCAGCUUCCUGGAAAUGAUUUUGGACCGGUUUGAUAACAUAUUGGAUCAGCCGUACGAACUCAGCUUACAAGUGACGUGUGUCUUGUCGACACUGGCCUCGCUUCCACAUCCGCAUUUGCAUGAAUUUCUUUUGAAUCCCUUAUUGCCGGUUUCUACUGGAGUGAGAACGCUUCCCGUCCUAUUACAUAAAAUUAUUGAUGAGAUCCAGAUCGUGGGAUCUGAAGCCCCGAAUUUCCAUCGCCACUUGUGUCAAACCCGUUGCACCCUGCUUUCGGAGGAGACCAGCAUUUACGUCACGAAGUCGGAAACUGACGCUGGCAAGCAUGGAUCCCUGUUCGAAGGAGCUAUUGUGGUGGAAGAAUUUUGCAAAGAGCUUGGUGCGCUAGCAUUUGCCAAGUACCAACAAUGUCUAUUUUUUUUUACGAUGUCGCUUACGUGCGAUGAGUUGUCGAACUUCUUGAUUCUGAAUUAUGCGAUUUCGGAAACGGACGUGCUUCUGAUAUUAACGAAGUGCCAACGUCAAUUAGCUCUUCGACCCUUGCUGAACAGGAAUGUGGAAGUUUGUCAAUUUCUACUGGAGACCUUGUACCAGACCACUGAUGAUAUUUUACACAAAAAGCAGACCAAUACAAUAAGUGAUGCUUUGAGAAAAGAAGAAGAAUCUCUAGUCCAGGAAACGAAAGCGGUGACCGACGAGAAGUUAAAUUUAUCGAGACUUCAUCGUCUCGAGGAAAGCAUGAAGCUUAAGCUGAAGACCUCGGAGGAAGAAUUGAAAGACCUCGGCAAAGCUGUUGCAUCUGCGAAAGACAAUGUGCAUGACACGGAGAUUCAGAUCAAAGCAGAAGAGAUGUACAACCAUCAGCUGCUCGACGUCACUGUGCAGUUUGAACGACGUCGUAUUGCCAAUCUAGAAGCAGCUCAGGCGCGGGAAUCAGAAGAGAUCUGUCAAAAAAUCCGGGAAGAAAAUCACAAUCACGUGCUAUCUGUUCAAUUUUUGCAAGAUUUCUUGAAGACUUUGGAGCAACAAACUCUGGAAUGGAAAGCGAAAUACAACCGCAACACGGAAAUGAUGAAGAAAGAAAUAGCCUUGAUGACAAACAAAAGGGUCGGAUAUGAAGAAAAUUAUCAAGAGCUUGUUGCGCUGCUGGAAGAAAGAACAGCCGUUGUAUCAGCAUACGAAGCAGAGAAGGAACGAGCCGAGCAGGAAAAACUGAUUCUGAUCAAACGCGAGAAAGCCGCUGUGAAGAUUCAAGCUUGGUGGCGUGGGGUUAUGGUGCGGAAAAAACUUGGUCCGUACAAACCGAAGAAAGCCAAGUCUAGAAAGAAGCAAGCAGCUGCUGCUUCCGCAUCUGUGAAUGAUGCCUUGCCGGAAGGUAAGGUUGAUGAAAAGACCGCUGCUCCAAAACCUGUCCAGUCGAAACCGGUUCCCAAGAAGACAAAACCGCACAAAUGAUAGUUUUUUUUUUUUCGAAGUGAUGGAAGUUCGUCAAGGUAUUUGAUUUGCUGUUGAAAUUUUGGGAGACUUCGUUGUCGAGUAUCUUUGAAGAUCUCAUUUGGUAAAUUACAAUAUGAGUUCCAUAUUCCAUGAGGGUGGCUUUUUUGAGUCAUUGAAAGUUGUGAAAUUUAAUGAAGGAAUUCAUUUCAUCAUCGAGUUUUCGAGUUCCUCAAAAAUAAAAUUGUGUUCGACUCCAAUUUCAAGGCAAAAAUAAUCUUAUGCAUUGUUAAUGAUUCGAUGUGGUUUUUUAUUGUUGUUGGGAUAUUUCGACACGUGAUCAAGUAGUUGUUUUUUCGAUUCACUUUCGUUACUUGGCGUACUGCCGCAGUCAUUCGGUUCAGGGAUCUCAUUCGAAACGUUGCCUUAAUAUUGUGUUCAAAAAAUUUGUGAAGCCUUGAAAAACAAAUCGUGAUGUAUAUAACUAUGCCGUCCGUCGUGAAUUGUUCGUGUUCUUCCGGAAUGAAAUUUUGUUCAAGAUC
Notodromas monacha is the source of this 4107-nucleotide messenger RNA. Lineage: Eukaryota; Metazoa; Arthropoda; Ostracoda; Podocopida; Cyprididae. The record is from the annotation of a GenBank genome assembly.